Arabidopsis arenosa is the source of this 1297-nucleotide messenger RNA. The record is from the annotation of a GenBank genome assembly. NCBI's taxonomy places the organism in Eukaryota, Viridiplantae, Streptophyta, Magnoliopsida, Brassicales, Brassicaceae.
ACGCUAGGGUUUUAACCCAACAAUGCGAUUGAUUCUUCCGGUGAUACUGUUUAAAGGGGUUGUUACGGUGGUUGGUGUUUCUCUCCGGUGGAUUAGUAGCAGGGAUGUGGCUUCCUUUCGUGGGUGGUUUGAUUCUCAGGGCUUCCCACGGGUCAGAUCUGAAGUGCCUUCGGUUCCAUCGGAUACUGCCAUGGUUGUGAUUUUUAUAUGGUGGGUUGAAGAGGUUACCGUGAUUCUCAUUCGAUGGAUCGAUAUUCAAAAUUCCCAAUGGGUAGGGUUGGAGAAUAAACGUUUCUUCUGGGUUAUUAUGGUGGAUUUGAUUGUGGUCAGGCGGUAUUGUGUGGUUUAUUUGGCUUCUCUCCAGUGGUGGGCUAUGAAUCGGUGCGUAUUGAGGUGGAAAGAACGGCGGCAAUGGCUUCAGGAUCCCAUCGGGUAUGAGAUGUUUGAUCAUCUGGUUUUGUUUAUUGGUCUCUUUCAGAGAUCUUCGGUGAGUUACAUGUUUAUUUUCUUUCACAAUCUCUGGGAUCUGGUAAAGAAUUUUCCGGUGAAUAUCUCUUAUCAAAACGGGAAUUGGAUACGGUUUGAGGAAUUUAAUUCGGUUGGAAAUCGGUCUGAUGUUUCUCGGUUAGUCGUUGAGGGCAGUCCAAUUGAGACACAAAGAGGAGUGGCAGACUACAAGCUGGUUGCCUAUAAAAUAGAAUCACGGUUUAAUGUUUUUACUUAUCUCAUCAAACCUUCAGAAUUUCAAAGCAUUGAGAGCCCAUUUUUAGGCUUGAGUCUCAGGUUUCGGCUGGUUCUUCUGAGAGUGUUUAUAUCUUGGGCUUGUUAUAUUCUGGUUUUUAUUGAAUUGGGGAGAGUGAUGUCUCAAAGCGGUUUGGUUAUAAAGGGCUCACAUGGUAAUAACAUAAAUAAGACUCUGAAGCUUAAGAUCAAAGUCCCAUGUUUUGAUAACUCAGCUUUGAUCGAGGGGUAUUCAAAGAGUCUGAUUGGGAGAUACAUGAACCCUGCAAUGCAGGACAUGACAUCUUUGUUACACUCGGUUAUGUCGAGAGCUUGUUGUAAGUGCAAUAUGGGGAAUGACUCCCACAUUCACGAUGGGGAUCUGGUUUGGAUUAUCAAGGUUGACUCAAGGUUCGGAGAGAGAAACGAAAUCUCAAUUAACAGCGGUAUUGAGUAGAUCCCGAUCUGAUCUUGAGUGUAUGGAGUUGAGUUUCGGUGGUUGUAACAAACGGUUUUACUAUGGUUUGAUUUCCGGUUUUUUAUGGUUGGUUGUGGAUAAUAGAAGGGUUAAAAUAUC